This is a messenger RNA of Sclerotinia sclerotiorum 1980 UF-70, 168 nucleotides long. RefSeq lists its product with no specific name. Lineage: Eukaryota; Fungi; Ascomycota; Leotiomycetes; Helotiales; Sclerotiniaceae. The record is from RefSeq and is a predicted model, not a curated record. Bases 1 to 168 code for a protein of 55 amino acids. The transcript has 2 exons.
AUGGUAGAAAUAGUGCACGCCGGAAUUUACGUCCUAUUUUACACGUUGAGUUCCUUCGGUAUUGCUCCCAUUUUUGGCAGCAAAUUCGAACGCAUCCUCCUCUCCCUUUUCCCUCCAGCCAACCAAAUGCAUUCGACCCAGUACUCGGAGCCGCCUGUCGCAUGCUAG